CAGAAGUCUUUCUUGUUUAUUUUUCUUUAAAUGUACGGUUUGUUUGUGUGACGUGUAAAAGAAUUGGCAUGGAUGUUUCAUUUAGAACUAUUUUAAUAUUCUUUUUCAUUACAUCUAUAUCAUUUUUCACUAUAGCUAGCGAAACACCUUAUUAUGGCAUGUGUGCUAAUCCAACAUGUUCAGAACCCAUUGGGCAAGGCAUGGCUAUAUUGCGAUAUGCACCUGGUGAACAUGAUAGAAUGAAAAUUGAUGUAAAGCAAGUAUUUGACAUUUAUGUGAAAGAUUAUGGAGAAAAGAAACAUCUGCUAGGUAUUAUGAUCAAUGGUCAGAAAGGCUAUGUUCCAAAAAAUGUUGUACAAGAGCAGCGUAGUUUUGUGAAAGAUUUGGUUCCAGCUGUUGUAGAAUAUAUGUAUACUCAUACUGGAAAUCAAAAUCAAGGGGCUAAUCAGCUUCAUGUUUCAAUGUCUCGUCAGGAAGUUAUUCAUCAUGUCACACCUGAUUCAUACUCUCAUGAACAAAACUAUCAUUCUAAUAUUCCUUCAGAGAGUUAUCGGUAUCAUCCUGGCGGUAAUUGGGCUGGUGAAAGCUCUUAUGCAUCUCCCCAUGUUCAUGUGAUAAGUAGUCAUGUUGAAGCUACUGUGACUUCACAGACAUCAAAUGUUGCUCAACAACCCAAUUCUUGGGAAUCUACUAGUCAUAUUUAUAGUACACCAGAGAAUUCAGCUUCAUCUUAUUCUUCUGGUGUUCAGCAAGGUACAUACCAAAAUACUGCACCUCAUCAACAAUAUGCUGACUCUACAUAUACAAGUGGAAAUCAACAGCAAGCUACAUACCAAAAUAUUGCACCUGAAAAGUAUUCUCAAUCUGCAUAUCCCAAUGAAUAUCAAUCAUCUCAGUAUUCUAAUAAACUCCAAACAUCAUUUUCACCACAAGUGCAAAGUAAUAUGCAAUAUGCCCAAAAUUCUCAUAGUAAUCAAAUGUAUGCCAGUAAUACAGCAAAUAAUGAAGCACAAAAUUAUGUUCAUAGUCCACAGGUGGAAAGCUCUCAUUCAAGUUAUGCAGAUAAAAUUCAGUAUUCACCUGAUGGGUCAGUUUCAGCACAAUAUUCAAGUCAGUAUGUAGAUAAAGCAUCUUAUGAAUAUAUGUCUUCAUAUGCUUCACAAAAUGAAAGACCUCAAAUAGAUAUUUCAGGCACAAUUGCUGCUCUUAAGGCGCAAGGUUAUGAUGAAGGUGAAUUGAUAGCUUAUUUUCAUGGAGAAGGUGCAAAUCUCUACCCUAGUCAUUCACAUUCUGGACAAGGAGCACAAGGUACUUAUGGGCAAUCUAGUCAGUUAGAUUAUUCCAGUUCUGGACAAUCUAGUCAGUUAGGUUAUUCCAGUUCUGGGACUGAAGUGAAUCAAAAUUUUGGACAUCACCAUUCAACUGUACCAUCUCAGAUUGCAUCUUCAGAAGAAAAAGCUGAAUAUCCAUCAUCAAAUAAUCAAUUUUAUAGUAGUUCUCAGAUUCAACAACCACCAGCUGUUAAAGAAUCUUCUCAGCAGACAGCAUCUGAAGUUGUUCAGGAUAAUGAAGAAGGUGAUGAUAGUGGUGAAGUGUCAGAUAACGAAGCUGAAAGUGAAACCUCAGAUGAGAAUGAUUCUAAAGAGUUACCAUCUUCAUCAGUCGAGGAAGUGCCAAAUUCUCAGCAUUCUGGAAAACAAGUGAAUGCACCUUCACCAUUUCCACAGGAGGCACUGCAAUCAGUUAUUCAAAAAACAGUUGAACAGACUAGUAAUACUCAAGAUAUAAGUUCAGAAACUAUAACUGAAUCAAAAGUAUCUAAAGAAUAUCAUCAAAGUACUGCAUACCCUGAUUCUUCUCAAAGUAAUUUUAAUAAAGAUACACAGAAAACAAUUGUCAUGCCAGAUGUUGUAGUAAGUGAUGAGGUUUCCACUACUGAUAAAUUUAAAGAAUCAUCUAUACCUGAUUUUGUAAGCUCAUCAAAUUUAGCGCCAAAUAACACAGUGGAAGAUAAAGAGGAAACUAUAGAGGUGAUAGAUGUGACAAUUGAUGAUUCAACAAUUGGUGAUACUGAAAGUGAUUAUGACAAAAGUGGACUCUUUUUUGAUAAUGAAGAAGAAACAUUUCACCCUGAAAAUAUUAAUGAAACAGAUACAUCAUUAGAUAAAGAGCAAAACAGCGAUUUGGAGAAAAUAUUGAAUAUUUCUGAAUUGGGUGAAUCGGAACAGAAUGGAUAUUUAAAUGCAUAUCAGAUUCGUAACUUGAAAGGUGAACAAGAAAUUAAAGAUAGCCAGAACCCUGAAAUAUUAGAUGAAGAUGGAGGAAAUGUUUCUAGCUCUGAAUUUGAUUUCUAUGAUUAUAUUGAUAAUACCAUUGAGGUCAUUAGAUCAUUUGUUGAUGUUGUAUUAUCAUGGACUCCAGAACCACUUUAUUCAGUUCUUAUGGAUCUUGAAGGCAAGGGCAUCUCUCCUAGAGUUCCUGUUUUUACUGCACUAUGUGCUGUACCUUCUUUAAUCUUGAUUAUUGCAUUUUUUUGUUUACAGGAAAGAUCAAAUGAACAAAAACUAAUUGCACAACUUGCUUUUGCUGAAAAAAAUGUUUAUACUCUUUCUGCUGAAAAAAAUGUUCUCGAAGAAAAACUGGAAAAAGCAGAAGAAGAGCUUGAAUCAUGCAAAAGUACUUUAAAAAGUGAAAGAAAAUUUUAUGAUGAUUUAAAGGCAGAAGUUGUGAAUUUGAAUCAAGAGCUUGAGAAAAGUAAUCUCGAAUUAGAAACUAGAGUGGAGGAGAUCGAAACCUUAAAAAAACAGGAAACAGAGUUUGUUAAAUUGAUAAAUGAGCGUGAAAAAGCUCAUUUAGAACUUGUUGAAGAAAAAAAUCAAUUGAAUAAUCAGUUAAUUCUUCAGGAUGAAACAAUUUGUCAGCUAAAUGAUCAAUUAGAAGAAAAAGAGAAGGAAAUCAAGGAACUCCAAGAUGAGAAACUACGUUAUUCUAAAGCUAAUGAAGUUUAUGAAGAAAAGUUAACUCAAUUACAGCAAAACUGUAAUCAGUUGCUAAAAGAGGCAGAAAUUUGGAAUUUGAGGGUUAAUGAAUUAAAUACUAAAUUAAAUGAAGAAACACAGGCAAAACAACAGUUGGAAGAAUCUUUGAAAACCAAAGAUAGUGAGAUUGAAUCUCUAACAUUCUUGAUGGAGUCUUUUAAAUCUUUUGAAGAGCUCGAAGAUAGUGAUAGUGACGAAUAUAAAUCAAAACAAGAAAAACUACAAGGUCUUUUAAAAUCAGCUAAUAUAUCAAUAAGUCUUCAAAGACAAGAAGAAGAAAACAAACUCAUAAUGCAGAAAUUAGCAGAAGAAAAAAAUAAAAUAUUAGAUAUGGAAGUUGAAUUACUUGAAGCAAAAUCUGAAAUUGACAAAUUAAAAUUGAGUUAUAAUCAAGCUUUACAAGACAAAACUGAAGCUCAGACAAAAUUAACAGUUUUAACAAAUUACUUUAAGGACAAGGAAAUUCAAUUACAAAAGCAACUAGGAGCUCAAGAAGUGUUUAGAGAAAAAAGAGAAAAAGAUGCUGAUUCUGCUGAAAGAAGAAUUGUUUUAAUUGAACAGGAGAAUUCUAGUUAUAAAUCACAAGUUGCUAGUAUGAAACAGGAGAUGGAAGAAACAGAGAGGAAUUUGAAGAGCCAAAUUGCAGCACAGGAAAAGAAAGCUCAUGAAAAUUGGAUUGCUGCAAGAGCUGCUGAAAGAAAAUUAGAGGAUAUGAAACAAGAAGUUACGCAAUUACGUCAAAAAUUAACUUUAUUAGAAAGAGAGCAAGGAAAUAUUAUAAAUGCCUCUAGAGAUGAUAUAAUAAGGCCAAUUCCUCAAAGAAUCGCUGGGGUAAAUGAUGAAACAAUCAAUUCUCAAGAUAUAAACAACUCCAUGGAUGAACCACCUGGCAUGUAUCGAAUGCCAUUACCUCAUAUGAUGCUACCAGACAUGCCUCGUGAUCGACCACUGCCUCCCUUACCAUUGCCACCUCCACCAUUCGAGCCACCUCCCAUGUUUGCACCACCUCCAUUUGGUCCCUUUCCUCGAGACCCCAUGUUCAACUCAGAAUUCCGAGUUACUCCCCCAGAAUUCGCCAGAGGCCGAGCCUCGACUCCACCAAGGGGCCGCCAAUCAGCUAUCAAUGAUAAUGAUAUGGGACCUCGGCAGUCUUCGCCCUUGGGUGGUGAAUUGCGAGAAUCUCGCAAUUCUACACCCCCUCACUCCUUGCCAGAUUUUCAUGACAUUCCACCACAUAGACCUUUUUAUCCUCCUCCUAGAUUCCCAUUCCGACCACCCUUUAGAAGAGAAUUUGGCCAAGGGCCUCCUAGACCAGAUUAUCCAGGUGAAAAUUCUCAAGCUCGUGGAACUCAACAUUCAUCUAUGCCACCAGACAGUUGGGCUCCAUCUAAUUCAAGAGUUUGAAUCUUUAGAAUCUGUGAUUUUUUUUUCAAUUGGAUUGGAAAAGACGAGACAUCUGUGUGAAAAAGCAUGAAGCUUUUAUUUAAUUUUCUGAAAACCAAAACCACUCAUUAUGAGAGCAGUUCUAAAAGAAUAUAAGUAAGCUUUGUCUUGUGAAGAAAAGAGAUGAAGUACUUAAUUUAUUUUAUGUAAAUAAUGAAGAUAUUGGAUGUGUAUAUUUCAAAUAAAUUUCAUACAAUGUU
Molecule: messenger RNA, 4681 nt
Organism: Argiope bruennichi
Lineage: Eukaryota; Metazoa; Arthropoda; Arachnida; Araneae; Araneidae
Gene: Tango1
Product: transport and Golgi organization protein 1 homolog
Exons: 24
Coding region: 69-4442 (1457 amino acids)
Biological process (GO): vesicle cargo loading; protein secretion; endoplasmic reticulum to Golgi vesicle-mediated transport
Cellular component (GO): endoplasmic reticulum exit site; endoplasmic reticulum membrane
Molecular function (GO): protein binding
Source: RefSeq, a predicted model, not a curated record